UUGACACUUUGACACUUUGACAGUCGAUGGAUAACAUUCUCUAAUGCUAAACGCUAUUAUACCUGACACUGAACUGUUUCUGUUAAUAUUUUCGUGAUCUAAAAAUUGAAGUAUUAUUAUACCUAUCAGUAUAAUCAGCAUAUUAUUAGUAUCGUUGUAUCACAAUUCAAGGAUACUUAUAUAAACGAUUAAAAUGUAUAGAACAUUUAAUGUAGUUGAAACAUUAAUUUUAAGUUAAGUGGUACCUAUUUAGUAUUACAGAGUGUUCCUGCUGAAUUUUAAUAAUCAAAAACAAAUUUGAUGGUAUGUAUAUUACACAGGUUAAGCAUAACACUAUUGAUAUGCCUGAUAAUAAUUUAACACUUACCACUGAAGUAGAAGAACUAGAACCAGAACUACAGACAUGGAUACAUCCCAAUUAUGGUAUAAAAGAUGUAUGGGCUCAUAAUUUAGAAGAAGAAUUUGCAUCAAUACGAAAACUCUUACCAAAAUACUGUUAUGUAGCCAUGGACACCGAAUUUCCUGGAGUCGUGGCUCGACCAAUCGGUGAUUUCAAGACUGCUUCUGAUUAUUUGUAUCAGUUGUUACGAUGCAAUGUCGAUCUUUUGAGAAUUAUUCAAUUAGGACUUUCAUUUUUUGAUGAAGAUGGCAAAACACCUACUGGCCAAUAUACAACAUGGCAGUUCAAUUUUAAAUUUAAUUUAUCUGAAGACAUGUAUGCUCAAGACAGUAUAGAAUUAUUGACAAAUUCUAGAAUACAAUUUAAAAAUCAUGAAGAGAAUGGAAUUGAGCCGAUAGUUUUUGCUGAAUUCAUUAUAACAUCUGGUUUAGUAUUGAUGGAUAAUUUAAAAUGGAUGACAUUCCACAGUAGUUUUGAUUUUGGUUACUUGGUUAAAGUAUUGACUGAUGAAAAACUACCACAAGAAGAGUCUGAGUUCUUUGAAAUGUUUUCUCUGUACUUUCCCUGUGUGUAUGACAUAAAGUACCUAAUGAAGAGUUGUAAAAAUUUAAAGGGUGGUCUGCAAGAAGUGGCUGAUCAACUAGAACUGAAGCGUAUUGGCCCUCAACAUCAGGCUGGUAGCGAUUCUUUAUUAACAGGCAUGGCUUUUUUCAAAAUCAGAGAUAUGUAUUUUGAAGGAAUGAUUGACAGUAAAAAAUACUGUGGUCAUUUAUAUGGUUUGGGUAUUACCACUUUAAACAACGGUCAAUUUCGAUAUGACAAUGAAGGACCAUUUAAUUUGUAAAUAAAACUAUUAUAUAUUUUGUUCCCAUGGUCAUUGUUUGUUUUUUUUUUUUUAUCCAUAUUU
Messenger RNA from Melanaphis sacchari, 1307 nucleotides. RefSeq names its product CCR4-NOT transcription complex subunit 7 (gene Pop2). The transcript is spliced from 3 exons. Gene Ontology annotation, molecular function: nucleic acid binding; poly(A)-specific ribonuclease activity. The coding region runs from base 306 to 1244 and encodes 312 amino acids. NCBI's taxonomy places the organism in Eukaryota, Metazoa, Arthropoda, Insecta, Hemiptera, Aphididae. Gene Ontology annotation, cellular component: CCR4-NOT complex; P-body; CCR4-NOT core complex. The record is from RefSeq and is a predicted model, not a curated record.